Stylonychia lemnae is the source of this 696-nucleotide messenger RNA. NCBI's taxonomy places the organism in Eukaryota, Ciliophora, Spirotrichea, Sporadotrichida, Oxytrichidae. The record is from the annotation of a GenBank genome assembly.
AUGAUGUCUCCCAAAUAGCUUGUUUUGAAAGUCAUAAUGCUUGGUAAUUCAGGAGUGGGAAAGACUUGCAUCAUCAAUAAAUAUGUUAAAAACGUAUUCUCAGACAAUAUUAAACCUACGAUCGGAGUAGAUUUCGCAAACAAAGCUAUUUCAAAAGACGAUUUGAAAAGUCAGGAUACUAUUAUGCUUCAAAUAUGGGACACGAUGGGUCUUGAAAUGUUCAAAAGUAUUAAUAGGAUGUAUUAUCGUGGCGUCCAUGGUGUAGUAUUAGUAUGUGAUCUUUACAAUAUUGAAUCUUUUAAACAACUUGACUCUUGGAUUUAAGAAUUUCUGUAAAAUUAAGAUAGAUCCACUGAUUUUUCUGAUUUUGGCUUCAUAUUGCUAGGAAAUAAAUGUGACAAAGAUUAGCCAAGACUAGUUUAAGAAGAAGAUUUAAUACGCUGGUGUGAAGAGCAAAAAAAGUUUAGAUAGAUUGAUAUAGAUCAUUUCAUAGUUAGCGCAAAAACAGGAGAAAGCAUUAUCGAUGCUUUCAUCAAUCUAAGCAAUAGAAUGAUGGAAAUAAUUGAGUCGAAAUAGAGUAAUCAGCAAUAAUUGAGCUUUAUCUAAGGUUAUCGUACUAAAUCUACUUAUCAAUUAAGAUAGGUUGAUAGACCCAAAAAAAAAGGAAUGUGCUGUUCAUCAUAAACUAGUAACUGA